This is a messenger RNA of Betta splendens (Siamese fighting fish), 1414 nucleotides long. It is a transcript of the gene prnpa, whose product is annotated as prion protein a. Lineage: Eukaryota; Metazoa; Chordata; Actinopteri; Anabantiformes; Osphronemidae. Bases 195 to 725 code for a protein of 176 amino acids. The transcript is spliced from 2 exons. The record is from RefSeq and is a predicted model, not a curated record.
UGAUGCCAGCGGUACAGCCGCUUAGUGAGCAGGUGUGAGACUGACUCACUUCACCCGAUGGAGGAUGACAGACCUGUCCUGACACACAUCUACCCACCGACAGUGAAAGGAGUCCGCACUCGCUCGUUGCAGGAGACGAGCCUCAUCUCGACCGCUGCUCAGCUUCGUUUCAGCCGCUCAGCAGAUUAAAGACCAUGCUGGUCCUGAAGAAGCUGCCUGUUACCGUGACCCUCUGCCUCCUGCUCCUCGCGGCACUGCUGCCCAGCUGCGAGGCCCGCGGUGGACGUGGAGGUGGGGUCUUCAGAGGUGGGGGAGGCAGCCGGGGCGGUGGAUACAACCGGGGCUGGGGAGGUGGCGGCGGCCAGGCCUACAGACCUCCACCCGUCCAGAGCAGUGGCCCCAGUGCAGGAAAGGUAGCCGGCGCCGCUGCAGCGGGCGCUAUAGGAGGAGCGAUGCUGGGCUCUGCCCUGAGCCGCCCCGGCUACGGCUAUGGCUAUGGAGGGUACGGUGGAUAUGGGGGGUACGGUGGAUAUGGAGGGGGCUAUGGCUACCCAGGCCACGUAGGGGGUGUUGCAUAUCGCCCCCGGCCCAACUAUGAGCCAGAGGGCUCUGGAGAUAUGGAGUACUACACUGGAGCCUCCAGCGGCCCCAUCUACAACAGCAUCAUUGUUGUCAUCGGCUCCCUCGUGUCCCUGGUGAUGGGCCACUGGGUGGUAGCCAUGUAAAGCAGGCAACAGCUGGGACGGGCGACCUAAACCACAACCUGACAACCACCCGGAGCCACGCUGGGCGACAAGCCAAUGACUUUGUGCUCAAGAACACUCUUUUUAAAAAUGUGUAAAAUAUUAUAGUGGAAGGAUGUUAAUCAACAGUUUCCAUUAAUAAUCACCUGUGACACGACCGCUGGUUAAUCCGCAGACGUGGAGGUUAAAGGCCGGUUGAACCAGUGGUCUGGCAGUCUGAGGGUAGUUAGCCGAUAGGCCAGCCGCUGCUGUACGGUGCUACCGCCAGACGGCUUUACCUAGUAUGACGACUGGAUACGGUCUGACUGUGUCCACAGGAAGCACCCACCAGCACAGGCAGAGCAGGAUAAUUAAGGUUAUUUGUUCUGUCAUAAAAGCACAAGUUACACGUUCUAGUCCCAGUAAAUGUACAUUUCUCCAUAAUGUCUUGAUGAUUUUUGGUGUAAAUAGAACCAAAUACGUUGCUGUUAGAUGGAUUUUCUUACCUUUGGGCAGAUUCAGUGUUUUACUUGUUUCCUGUUUCCAGUGUUUAUGUUAAGCUAAGCUAUGCUAACCUGCUUUUUCCUGUAGUUUCAUAUCUUUUGUAUUGACAGAUUGUAAGAUGUGAAUCAUCUUAUGAAGCUAUGUAAGAAACUGAAUAAAUGUAUUUUCCUUUUAAAGAAUAAUAAUUA